Molecule: messenger RNA, 231 nt
Organism: Closterium sp. Naga37s-1
Lineage: Eukaryota; Viridiplantae; Streptophyta; Zygnematophyceae; Desmidiales; Closteriaceae
Source: the annotation of a GenBank genome assembly
AUGGAGGACGACAAGGCAGAGGACGAGGAGGAAGGGCUUACAGGGGAGGAAGAUGUGGUGGAUGCCGCUGCCGAGGAAGGGGAUGGGAUGGCUCCGGACGAGGAGGGGGGUGAGGCAGAUGUAGAGAUGGGAGGUGCGGAUGAGUGGAGCGAGGAUGUAGACGACUGGUGGGCAGCAGGCCGCUAUGAGGGAGAGGAAGUGGAGGAGUGGGUUGCGGGCGAGGAUGACUGA